Molecule: messenger RNA, 1981 nt
Organism: Nicotiana tabacum (common tobacco)
Lineage: Eukaryota; Viridiplantae; Streptophyta; Magnoliopsida; Solanales; Solanaceae
Product: CDT1-like protein a, chloroplastic
Biological process (GO): DNA replication preinitiation complex assembly; regulation of DNA-templated DNA replication initiation; mitotic cell cycle
Cellular component (GO): nucleus
Molecular function (GO): DNA binding; DNA polymerase binding
Source: RefSeq, a predicted model, not a curated record
AUGGAGUCUAGUCAAUCUUCUUUUUCACCCAAGAAACCACCCUUCCCUACCUCGAAAAAAUCUGACCCGAAUGCCACCGGGGCUCCAUUUCAGGAUCCAUGGAGAACCAAGACCCCCGAGAAGCCCCUCGAUCAUCCUCGCCGGACUCGGAACCGCAAUGCCGCCUUCUCCUUAAAACAAGUCCGGCAAGCCGCGCAGAAGCUCUGCAAGUCGGAUCAAAACCACCCUACUCCCCAACCCGACAGGUUAUUGAGCUCCGGUAAAUCCCAUGGGGUCUCUUCUUUCUCGGGCUCUUCGAAAGCCAAACCCAAGAAGCCUACUGACCCAGUAAAGCUACCAGAAAAGAGGUUUUCUUACGCUCAUUUAGCGCAGCUGAAGUUUAUUUUACCUGAGGUUAUUGAGAUAAAAAAGAUCCUUGUGUUUGAUGAACGUACAAACUGUAUGAAGCCUGAACUUCAUAUUGCAUUAAAUGCUAAUGCAGUUGAAAUUGACGAGAAGCGGAAAUCUAGUAGCUCUGUUCAGCUGAGGAAAGUCUUCCGUACACGGCUUUUGAACUUUUUAAAAUCCCAUCCUCAGGGAGAAGACAUUCCCGAGGAAGCACUACCUGGACCAUUCGGUGAUUCAAGGCAAGAAGUACUGACAAAUUCGUCUGGAUCUGCUGGCGCACAGUUGAUGAGUGAGACGACACCAAUUGGUUCAGUGCCAGAGCAGCGAGCAUCUGCAUCUCACCUGUCUCAAUCUUUCAGAAGAAGAUUUUCACACCGAGUAUCAAUUGGUGAAGCGGAGGAUGCCGAGCAACAUCCACCAGUCACGGAAUGCCAAAUAGCUAAAAGUUCCAAUAACAAAAGAACCUCAACAGCUUCUGAUAAAUGUCCUUCUAAAAAGCCUACAAUGCAAACUAGCACAGUUAAAAACUCAUCGCCAGUGGUUGCUUUUGAUACUUUACUGCUGACUCCUCUGCCUGCCACUCCAAUGAAGAAUAUAAAGGGCGAUGAUGAAUAUGCUUUAUUAACUGCUGAAGGAACUCAAGCAAGACUUACAUCUACACCAGAAAAACUGACGACUUCUACCCCUAUGCCUCAAUCUCCCAAGAGAUGUUGUAUGAGUCCUAAUAGUGGUUCAACUGAAUCACCAAGCAAGCUAGUUAGGCGACCUCCUCGUAAUAGGUCUUUGAACUUCAAUACUCCUGUGAAGAGUUCAAAUGUUACUGAUAAAGCGUGUGAGGGUGCAGGAUUGCCAAUAAAUAAUGAUAUCAUCGACAUUCUUUCGGAGGAUCUUCUGCAGUCGUUACAACAAAAAGAGAGGAAGGGGCUAGAGGAGCAAGAUCCAGCCUUAUCCCAAGCGAAAAGACGCAAGCAGAUGAUUUCAAGCUUGCCUAAAUUCUUUGACAUGAUAUAUUUCCUAUUUCAAUCAGGAAGACGCAUGGUGAUUACAAAAGAGGAACUUAUUCAUAAUGUAAUUUCAAGCCAUCUAGAGAUUGCUGAUAGAAGAGAAGUUGAAGAGCAACUCAGGUUAUUGCAAGAACUUGCUCCUGAAUGGAUUUACAAAAAGGUGGCAGCUAGUGGGGAUCUUCUCUUAUGUGUUAACCAGAUAUCAAGUCCUAAAGAACUACACACAAGACUAGCUGAAGCGAAAUUAGAGAAACAAGAAGAUAGUUGUAUAUAAAUUUUUUGUUAAAUUAGAUUAACAUUUCAAUAUAUUCUUCUCUAGUGCAUCAUUCAUGGAUGCAGAUUACAGCAGUACCGUUUAGUACAGUGCAAUUAUAAUUUAACCAGGACCUAGGUCAGCUUGCAAGUUAGGGCUAAUAAGGGCUACUCUUUGAAGAUUUAGAUCUGUUCUCCUUGUAUAUAGCAAUGAACUUCACUUGGAAUAAGAUUUUGUUAGUCCUUGUAUAUAGCCCCGGGCAAUGAGAUACUGGAUGUUAAUCAUGAGCCUAGAGCUAUGGAUCAAAAUGUUGCUAUUUUCCUUGACAGUAGCUGGC